This is a messenger RNA of Poecilia latipinna (sailfin molly), 5295 nucleotides long. RefSeq names its product tetratricopeptide repeat domain 33 (gene ttc33). The record is from RefSeq and is a predicted model, not a curated record. The coding region runs from base 105 to 926 and encodes 273 amino acids. Gene Ontology annotation, molecular function: protein binding. Lineage: Eukaryota; Metazoa; Chordata; Actinopteri; Cyprinodontiformes; Poeciliidae. The transcript is spliced from 5 exons.
AGAUUCUGGUUCUUCAAUGUACAUUGAAAGCACCAUUAAAGGUUAAAAACAAUGGCCGACAGCUAGGUUUUGCGCAUUAGUUUAUAUAUGCGGGACAGCUGUAAAUGAUGGCCUCAUUUGGCUGGAAGAGGAAGAUUGGCGAGAAGGUGUCAAAGUCUGUGGUCCAGCAGUUUGAGACUGAGGACGAGCGAACGGAAGGUGAUGGUGAGGCGGGUCAGGAUGAAGAGGUGGACUGGCUGCACGCCAUCAAGCGGAAGAGGGAGAUCCUGCUGGAGGACUGUGCCGCAAAGAGCAAGAGGCUGAAAGAGGAGGGGACCCUGUUGGCUGAGGAGGGCAGGCACUGGGAGGCCAUUAAGAAGUGGGAUGAGGCUAUUCAGCUGACUCCAGACAGCUCUCCGCUGUACGAAAUGAAGUCUCAGGUGCUGACCAUUCUGCAUGAAGUGUUUCCUGCUGUGAAGGCAGCAGAGAUGGCCGUGAAGUUCAGGCCGCUGUGGUGGGAGGGCUGGCAGACUCUGGGCCGGGCACAGCUCAACCUGGGAGAGGUGGACCUGGCUGUGAGGUCUUUCCAGAUCGCCAUCCACCUGUGUCCCUCCGAGCGCAGCCUUUGGCAGGACGACCUGAAAUGGGCUUGGACCUUACAGAAGCAGCAGCUGGCCACCAAGGAGAAGAUCAGACAGGAGGAGGAGACCAGAAAGCAGAUCCUAAAUGCCCCCGAGCUGGAGCAGGACUACGACUUUGAGUCCGAUGAAGUGCUAGCAGCCUGCGUGGCGGUCGCUGACAGGCAGACGCAGUACGAGGAGCUGCGGAGGACCACGGUGGUGAUAGACGCUGAGGGGAACGUACAAAACGUCGUGAGCGGGGAAGAGGGAUCGCGGGGUACGGACACGCCAGCAAGCGAGCAGUUUGUUAAAGCGAGAGGACUCUGAACUGCUCUCACAUUGAACUGAUUAUCCCGUGCAAAGCGUAAAUUUAAUAUUAGACACAAAGAUCACAGAAGACCUAGUUGUUGCAACUCUUUAUAUUUAACUAUCCCACCUCUUUACCAUCAAUUAUAGUUAAACGUGAACGUUAAGUUUUUAUAUCUGUUGUGACUCACGGGGCUGGAAACGAACGUGGAAAGAUCAGCCUGGGAGUCGCGUUCCAGUCAGUGAAAGUCGGUUCAGUGUUCAGCUAGAGGCCACUGCUCCCAUUCAUGCAGAAUGGAUCCAGAUGCUCAAGUAUUCGGUGCCUUGGUAAAGUUUUCAUACCCCUUAAAGCAUCUCACAAUUUGUCACAUUAUUACAACAGACCUGUUAAUGUAUUUGAUAUGGCGGACCAGAACAGAGCAUCAGCAGAAGGAAAUUUAUCUGUUUUUCAAUGUUUCUACGAUUAAAAAUGUGAAACGCAUGGCAUGCAUUUACAUUCAGCUUACCUUGCUGCCAAUCUUUUAGGCUGUAGGUCUACCAGAUUUGAGCUUAUGAUCUUGUUUUUUUCAGGGUUGGAGAUCCCUGGUAGAGAAACGGAUGUUCCUUUGACAGAUUACCCCACCUUACUUUUGAAUCUCUGCUGCUCCUCCAGAGUUACCAAAGGUCUCAUCUGCUUCUCUGUGAUUAUAGUUCUCCUUUCCCAGCCUGUCAGCUCAUAUCAUGUUAGCUUAAACAGUAAAGCGUUCAAACCUUGAGAUUUUUUUAUAAUAAACCAACUUCAGUUAUAUUUGUUACGUUCCUUGGUCAUCGUGAUGUUUUGGGGUCACUAGAGUAUUUUCCUAGUACGGCUAGACUGUAUCACGUAGAGAAGGCCUAAAGGCAAAUGGUUGCACUGAAGUUCACAUUCUUAUCUGUGCAAGUAAUUUGAAACCUUGUACUGUUUUCCUUCCACUUCCAUAUCACAUAAAAUUCCAGAAAAAUACGUUGAAGUUUCUGGUUUUAAUGUGACAAAAUGUGUAAAUGUUCAGUGGGUAUAAUUACCUUCGUGAGGCGCUGCAGUUAUAAAAGACAACCAGUUUGUUUUAUUUUGAAAUUGGUUAUUAUUGUGGUGUGUUUCGUUACUUCGACGUGUUUUAUCUACUUUCACACACAGUAAAAGUUUUUUUUGUGUUUUUUUUUUACUAAUCUGAACGCAAACAGAAAUACUUUUCUGUAUGAAACUGUCAGCUUUUUGAUGUGUGCUUCUAAAUGGAAAUGUGUUGUCAUUGUGAGCACAUGCUAGGCUGUUCCUUUCUGUUCCAAGUGUCAAGUGAACAAAUUAAGUUUUAACAUUAAACCAAUCCUUUAAUAUUUUAAGAGGUUUUGUAGUUUUUCUUUCACAGCUUUGUACAGUUUCUACAAAAUGUAAUUUACCCUUUCAUUGCUUUUCCCUAUCAAUCAUAAUAAAACAAAUAGAUUUCUACCAAAUGACAACAGAUACGUAACACAAAUAUGUGAUUGAAUACAUAGUCACUUCCUUUAAAGUGAAUGACCUAAUUCAACAGAGGCCCAGCCAACUGGUGCUAGCAGUGGUAAGUCGGGGUGAAACUGAGCAACGAGGGAGCGACGGCUUUGGAGAACAUUUAUUUUCCAGCAAGACGGCGACCCAACGCAUCCAGCUAAAGCUACACAGAAGACAAUAAGAUGGACAUUCUGGAGUGGCCUAAGCCCAGAUCUCAAAUUGAAAGAAAAGUUGCUGUAGAACUUGAAAAGGUUCUGCAACAAUGUUUUUUUUUUUUGUCAAAAAAAUAAAAACUUCAACAAAUGUUGUUAAUCUUGAUUGAUUCGCAAAAAACAACAAACGGUAAAACAUCCAAGUUCUUUCAUCAAAUCUGGAUUUGGAAAACGCAGUGAUGUGUAAACAUAAAUAUGAUGAAUUAAGAUUGGAAAACUAAUUCUUUUUUUUUAUGACAAAUAAUACAGCACACACCCAAAAAAAAAAAAAAAUCUUCAAAGUUUUGCUCCACAGUUUGGGUUCAGGUCAUGUCAAAAACUGGGGCUCAGAAAGGGAAAAAAAGUCGACUAACAGCUCAAUAUUCACUGACACGAUCUUGAUCAUAACUCAGUUUGAAGACAUACCUACAGCGUGUGUGUUUGCUGACUUACGUGGUUGUCAGACUAAUCCAAAACGCGUCCCACAGGGCCGAGGUCAACUGAAAGAAGACGCCACAUGGCCGAUAACAGGUUCGUUUUUUUUCUCCGUGUUGUUUUUGCCGAGCACAGAUGUUAAGGUCUGAGUCAGCCAGUCGAGCAUUUAAAGGCGUAGUGUGAUAGAUAUCCCUGUUGAUUAAUGGUAAUAAACUCCUCUCCUGCUCCUCUUUGCGGUGAUUUCACUCUCCCAUCUGAUAAUGAGCAUAAAUAAUUCAAGUCGUUUUCAGUGCUCUUCAGAUGGGACUCGUUUUACUUUCUGCUCGUCUUUUGGGGGGCGUUUAGCAGUGGCUCGGCUUUUUCAGACUUUUUUCACGCAAAUGAGACGGGAGGCUUUCUGGACGGUUGACACCCAAGGAUGUUUCAUCAAACCGACAAGUCAGCUGAUGGGCAGUUUGGCAUUUCACGCAAAACGGAUCAGCCUAUUGACCGUUUUGAAGCUUUUUGUCUCCCCUUUUCAGAGUGAAAAACAUGCUAGAUUUCAAAUGAUACUUUACAGGGUUUGUAGAUGUGAUGUUUUGCAAUAUAGAACCUUGCUUUGUUUUUGUGAUGUUAGAAAGUGAAGGAAGUCUCAAGUAUUCAGACAUUUGAGCUAUUCGCAGGCGGCCGUGAUCCCUGACCCCUGUGAACAGCUGGGGGCCACUGUAUGAUGCAUGUCGAUUACAAGUCAACAAAAAGCAUUACAUUUUGUCAAAUGCCAUCAUCAAAAUCAUCAAGUGAAUAAAGCAGUAAAUUCCGGUUAUUGUGAAUCAAAGGAGGCCUUGUAGCCCUGAUUUAAAGGAACUCAGGGUUCUGGCUUUUUUGCAGUUUUCCAGAAGUUUGUUCCAGAUUGGUGGAACAUAAAAACGGAAUGCUUUGUGGUUCUCUGAGCUACAGGGAGGCAGUGUAAAUAUUUUAGUAAUGGGUUGAUGUGCUCUAUCUUCCUAGUUUCAGUGAGAACGUAAGCAGCAGCACCUGGAGGAUUGAUUUUUUAUUUAGGCAGACCUGUGAAGAUACUGUUGCAGGAAUCAAUACACCUAAAGACAAACGUAUUUGUGAGUUUCUCUACGUUUUGCUGGGGCAUUAGUCCUUUAACCCCGCAAAUGUUCUCCAGGUAAUAAAAGGCCGUCUUUGUAAUUGUCUUUAUGUGUCACUAGAUGUGCAGAUUUUGUUAGCUGAACCACAGAACUAUCCUUUAAUUUAGCUCCAGCUAACUCGGACUAGCUUCCCUCUCCCCGCUGUGCAGAAACAACCCCACAGCAUGAUACUCCCACUACUGUGUCUCACAGUAUCAAUGGUGAGUUUAAUCUUCCUUCACUUACAGUCUUUUGCAUGCAGGUCAGAAAUGGUGUCAUCCAACCCAAACGCAUUCUUCCUCAGAUUUGCCGUGCCCACCUGUGUUUCUAAACUAGGUUCAGUCUAUGAUGGCUCCCUUCUUUCCAUUCUUCUUUGCUGUGGAUGACCUGAACCCGUACGUUUGCUUGGAUUGACAGAAUUACUGCGAAAGCACAACAAACAGACAGAAGUGGGAGUUUCUUUUACGCUGAGACCGGAUCCAUAGCUGUUGUAGCAAAUUCCCAAUGAUAUAAAGAAUAAAUUAUAACGUGAAAGGGAGUAAAAAAAGAAAUCACCAAAAAUAUCUUUGUCGUAAAAUUACUCCUAAUUAUGUUGUAGGUGCAGCUGUUAUUUUAAGAUCUUGCAGUGAAAUAAGUGGCGCCGAGCUGCAUGUAAUACCGAUGUGUCAUCUAUAUUCGUGGUCUGCAUAUGUCUCUGUGUGCAGAUGUGUGUUCAUGUGUAAGAAUGUCCUAGUUCAAAUGUGUGAGUGGAUGUCUCGAGAGCGCUAAAAUGAUUUGAGCUGCUUGCUAGUGAAGCUUUCAGGAUGCAGACAGUCUGUGGUGGAAGACGGUACAGACUUCCUACGUGAUCUGGAAAAAUCUGGUGUUGAAGUCUCUUCCAGUUUGGAAAAAUAUUUGUCUUUCCAGACUUUGUUCCCCUGCUCCAUUGUCUAGAUGGUGUUUUCUUCUUUUUCUUGCUUCCUUCCUGUCUUUCCUUCUUGUACAUAUUAUUCCUUGUCACGCCUUUAUCUUCUGUCUUGUAACAUCCCUUUCUUUCAUACAAUGCAUCUAUGCUUAAUUUUGUCUUUCCUUUGAUGUCUUGUAAUCCAAUUUCAAUUGCCUUGUGUAAGAACGGUGUUAAAUAAACCAACUUGUUGUGUCUUGCUUUC